AUGACCUUGUGCACUACGGAGCAGCAGACCAGUCCCGGAAAGCCCGCCGUCAACGCAGAGGAGGGAGGUGGUGGGCCCCAAAUCUGCCGUGUAUGUGGGGACAAGGCCACUGGCUAUCAUUUCAAUGUCAUGACAUGUGAAGGAUGCAAAGGCUUCUUCAGGAGGGCCAUGAAACGGAAUGCCCGGCUGAGGUGCCCCUUCCGGAAGGGCACCUGCGAGAUCACCCAGACAACCCGGCGGCAAUGCCAGGCCUGCCGCUUGCGCAAGUGCCUGGAGAGCGGCAUGAAGAAGGAGAUGAUCAUGUCUGAUGCAGCCGUGGAGCAGAGACGGGCCUUGAUCAGGAGGAAGAAGCGAGAACAGACUGGGAUGCAGCCCCCGGGAGCCAAGGGUCUGACUGAAGAGCAGCGGACAAUGAUCAGGGAGCUGAUGGACGCGCAGAUGAAAACCUUCGACAUCACCUUCUCCCAUUUCAAGGAUUUCCGGCUGCCGGAGGUGCUCAGCAGUGGCUAUGAGAUCCCAGAAUCUCUGCAGACUCCAUCGGUGGAAGAAGCUACCAAGUGGAGCCAGAUUAGAGAAGAUCUGUGCUCAUUGAAGGUCUCUCUGAAGCUGCGGGGGGAGGAUGGCAGCAUCUGGAACUACAAACCCCCAGUGGCAGCCAGUGGGAAAGAAAUCUUUUCCCUGCUUCCUCACAUGGCUGACAUGUCAACCUACAUGUUCAAAGGAAUCAUCAACUUUGCCAAAGUCAUUUCCCACUUCAGGGACCUGCCCAUCGAGGACCAGAUCUCGCUGCUGAAGGGGGCUGCCUUUGAGUUGUGCCAACUGAGAUUCAACACGGUGUUCAAUGCAGAGACGGGGACCUGGGAGUGUGGCCGACUGUCUUACUGCUUGGAAGACCCUGCAGGUGGCUUUCAGCAGCUUCUGCUGGAGCCCGUGCUGAAGUUCCACUACAUGCUGAAGAAGCUGCAGCUGCACAAGGAGGAGUAUGUGCUGAUGCAGGCCAUCUCCCUCUUCUCUCCAGACCGCCCAGGUGUGGAGCAGCGCAGUGUGGUGGACCAGCUGCAGGAGCGAUUUGCCAUUGCCCUGAAGGCCUACAUCGAGUGCAAUCGUCCCCAGCCUGGCCACCGGUUCCUGUUCCUGAAGAUCAUGGCUAUGCUCACCGAGCUUCGCAGCAUCAAUGCCCAGCACACCCAGCGGCUGCUGCGCAUCCACGACAUACACCCCUUCGCCACCCCCCUCAUGCAGGAAUUGUUCAGCAUCUCGGAGAGCUGAGCGGCUGCCCCAUGGGUGCACCUCUGUGGCGCAGCCAGAGCCAAAGCCCUGGGGGCUGCCACUACUGGGGCUAGACAGAUGGACGCUGCUGAGAUCAGACCAGGCCCUACAGAUCCUGCCUUCUCGGGAACUCACGACAGCUCUGACGAUGCUGGCUAGAAUUCCUCAGGAGGGGCACAUGGGCCCCCAGCCCCAGCCCCCAGCUCAGUCUGUGGGAGCAAAGCCAUUGACCCUCAUAGGGAGAGUGCAUUGGCCCAGAGGUCAUGUCUAUCAAGAGAGGUGGCCACUGCCCCCUUAGAAAAGGCCCUGUGGUCUGGGGAUUUAGUGUCAUGGUAGGAGAGCAGAAAGGAUGACUGGAGCUGGGCCAUCUGAGGGGUCUGUGCCCACACCCAAGUUCAUUAGCUUCUUGGGCUUUUUCACGGCUAUUUCUAGUUCUCUUGUGUCCUACUUUCCACUCACUCUCAACUGCAGCCCCUGUCCUGAGUUGCUUGGUGAGUUCCAGGCCUGUGUUGAUCAGCAGGUAUAUUAGUGUCUAUGCGAAUAUUCUAGAGAGAAGCCAGAGAGCUUGCACAAAUGUCAGAAGCUUGUUGUGACCAUUCUGUGUCCACUCUUCCCUCCUGUAUCUCUGCAUCCAUCCAAACAUUAAGUACCAACACGAUGUGACCUGCUGUGUGAUAUACAUGCUUACCAGAUAUGGAUUCUGACCUUGGCUAGUUUAUACUCCGGUAAAGAAAACAAAGCAGAAACACAAGUAACUGAUCAAAAGGAGAAGUGACAAGUGAUGUAAGAAAUUUCUUUGUGCGGAUGUAAGCUAUGCUAGGGUACUGGGUGCACCUGAGGACUCAAGCAAGGGACCCCUGGAACACAUGAGGGUACAUGUGUGUGACUUGGUGAAGGUCUGCUCCACAUUUGAACAGGGGCUUGGGUUUGCUCCUGAGGCUGGGACACUGGGGCGCGGUGACAGGCUACGCCGACAGGCAGUUAAUAAAUGUGUUAGAUGUGUGUGUAAC
Molecule: messenger RNA, 2279 nt
Organism: Phyllostomus hastatus (greater spear-nosed bat)
Lineage: Eukaryota; Metazoa; Chordata; Mammalia; Chiroptera; Phyllostomidae
Gene: NR1I2
Product: nuclear receptor subfamily 1 group I member 2
Biological process (GO): positive regulation of transcription by RNA polymerase II; negative regulation of transcription by RNA polymerase II; cell differentiation
Molecular function (GO): RNA polymerase II cis-regulatory region sequence-specific DNA binding; nuclear receptor activity; zinc ion binding
Source: RefSeq, a predicted model, not a curated record